Didymella exigua CBS 183.55 is the source of this 2057-nucleotide messenger RNA. Its product is annotated as Poly(A) polymerase. Lineage: Eukaryota; Fungi; Ascomycota; Dothideomycetes; Pleosporales; Didymellaceae. The record is from RefSeq and is a predicted model, not a curated record. Bases 227 to 1966 code for a protein of 579 amino acids. The transcript has 5 exons. Gene Ontology annotation, molecular function: poly(A) RNA polymerase activity; RNA binding. Gene Ontology annotation, cellular component: nucleus.
CUCUUUGCGACGCAUUCUGCGCUUCGAUCGGCAGGUCGCGCCGCCAUGUGGGAGCGCUCAUAUCGCCAGUACUAACAUCGCAGGAUCACGCUGUUAGCGACCCUCGACCCCGACACGCUGCCUCAGCCAGCUGCCCUCUUCUUUGCGCCCAGCCCGCCGCAGCACCUCGGAGCGCGUGCGGUGCGAGAACGUCGCUCCUUCGAAGCAGCAGCACGCAGCCGCCAGUAUGGCAGAGACACAGUCCAAACAGUGGGGCGUCACGGCUCCCAUCUCGACAUCGCAGCCGACGCCGGGCGACUUGAAGCUGAAUGAUGAGCUUGUCGAGGAGCUCACGCGCCAGAAUGUCUUCGAGAGUCAUGAAGGCUCAGAUAUGAGAGUGCGAGUCCUCAGGCACAUCCAGGAAGCUGUCGACAAGUUCUGCAAGCAUGUCGGCAAGCUCAAGGGCCUGCCGCAGUCGACCAUCGACACCAUGAGCGGCAAGAUCUUCUGCUUCGGCAGUUACGCACUUGGUGUCCACGGGCCAUCUUCUGAUAUCGAUACCCUCAUCGUUGCGCCCAAGUCGGUCUCUCUAAACGACUACUUCGAUCACUUCGAGAGGAUUUUUAGAGAAAUGUCCGACGAGAAACUCAUCACCGAGAUGAACCCCGUGCCCGAAGCCUUCGUCCCGCUGAUCAAGAUGGAGUACUCUGGGGUCAGCAUCGACUUGCUCUUUGUUUCGCUCCCCUCCAUGACGCAAAUACCGAAAGACCUCGAGGGCGUAGACAAGAACAUGCUGCGAGGGCUAGACGACACGGCGAUGCGCAGCGUGAAUGGAACGCGUGUAACGCUCGAGCUCAUGCAGUCGAUACCCCAGAUCAAGAGCUUUCGACAUGCUUUGCGAGCAAUCAAGCUCUGGAGCACUCAGCGAGGCAUAUAUGGAGCCGUCUUUGGAUAUCCAGGAGGUAUCGCCUGGGCUAUUAUGGUCGCUCGUAUCUGCCAGCUGUACCCUAUGGCAUGCGGCGCCACCAUCCUCACGAAAUUCUUCAGACUUAUGGGCAAAUGGCCCUUUCCUAGGCCGGUCAUGCUGAAGAACAUCGAGGAGGGCACGCUGAAUCUCCGCGUAUGGAACCCAACCCAGUACCCUGGAGACCGCGCUCACCUGAUGCCCAUCAUCACGCCUGCAUUCCCGUCCAUGUGCUCAACGCAUACAAUCAUGCACUCGACCCUGCAUGUCUUGCGAGAGGAAUUCGAGCGAGCGGACCAGCUCAUCAACAGCGAGAGUGGUAUACUUGAGGGCAAGAAGCAGUGGAGGGACCUUUUCACGAAGCACACAUUCUUCACCAAGGACCACAAGUAUUACCUGAGUGUCAUUGCGGCAAGUCGCACGGAGAAGGCACACUCUACCUUCUCGGGGUUAGUCCAAUCGAAGUUCCGUCUACUUUGCAAGAACAUUGAGGACGGCCAAUGUGGCAUCGACAUCGCGCGACCCUGGAUGAAGGGCAUCAGCCGUGUCCACCGAUACAACAAUGAGGAGGAGGCCGAUAAGAUCAUUCAGGGACACACUGACUUUCAGAUAAAAGCGUCAGAGGUGCCUGAAAUCGCGCCUGGUGAGGAUUCGCCGGCAGGUAUCAUGUACACCACGACGUUCUACGUUGGUCUCAAGCUGAAGCCUGACGGCACAAAGUCUCUCGACAUUUCAUAUCCGGUGAGCGACUUCAGGAACCUCGUCACUACCAACAACGGCUUCAAUGAAAAGCUCAACUCUGUCCGUGUGAUUCACACUCGCAAUAACCAACUCCCCGAUGAUUUGUUCAGCGAAGGCGAGACGAAAGCCCCGAAGCCCUCUAAGAAAGGGAAGAAGGGAGACGUGAACAAGGCUGCUAAGCGCCACUUUGCCGAGACAGGGCUCGACGUGCGUAUAACACGAAUCACCAAGACUUCGAGACGUAUUCUCACGGCUCAGGAGCAACUCACGCGCUCUGGCUGACAAUGGUGCUAAUGUAGGACAGCGAGCAAUCAGCAGCAAAGCGCCAACAACACGAGAAAGAGAACGGCACCAACGGAGUCCACAAGCCAGA